AUGAACUCUACUGCUUUAAAUCCAGAAGUUCUAUGGGCUCAAAGAUCCAAUGCCAAAAUUCAUGAGAAAAAUUACAUCCUUUUAACUAUCUCCAUCCCAGAUUGUGAAGAUCCACAAGUCUCCAUAAAUGAGGACUCCCUAGAUUUGACUGCCACUUCAAAGGGCCACGUUGGUGAUGAACAAGAACAUACGUAUAAAUUACAUAUUGAUUUUUAUAAGAAAAUUGACCCUGCAUCAAAGGAUUCCAUUACUAAGGUGGCAAAUGGGAGACAUUUCUUUGCUAAAUUGAUUAAGCAAGAUUUAGAGACAGACUAUUGGCCAAGAUUAACCAAGGAAAAGAUUAAGUAUUCUAAUAUAAAGACCGACUUCAAUAAAUGGGUUGAUGAAGAUGAACAAGAGGAAGAGGAAGAAUUGCCAAUGGGUAUGGGAGGUGGUGCUCCAGGAGGCGUUGACAUGAGUGAAAUGUUAAAGGGUAUGGAUAUGGAUGCUUUGAAGAAUAUGGAUAUGAGCGCCUUACAAGGUUGA
Naumovozyma dairenensis CBS 421 is the source of this 525-nucleotide messenger RNA. It is a transcript of the gene SBA1, whose product is annotated as Hsp90 cochaperone SBA1. The record is from RefSeq and is a predicted model, not a curated record. The transcript has a single exon. Gene Ontology annotation, molecular function: Hsp90 protein binding; protein-folding chaperone binding. Gene Ontology annotation, cellular component: cytosol; nucleus. NCBI's taxonomy places the organism in Eukaryota, Fungi, Ascomycota, Saccharomycetes, Saccharomycetales, Saccharomycetaceae. Bases 1 to 525 code for a protein of 174 amino acids. Gene Ontology annotation, biological process: protein folding; chaperone-mediated protein complex assembly.